Molecule: messenger RNA, 903 nt
Organism: Brassicogethes aeneus
Lineage: Eukaryota; Metazoa; Arthropoda; Insecta; Coleoptera; Nitidulidae
Source: the annotation of a GenBank genome assembly
AUGUUAAAAUUCAUUUCAUUGUCUAUAUUGCUAAUAAAUUUUAAAACCUGUUAUGGUAUUAUUAAUGGAUAUGUCGCAAAUAUCCAUGAUGAUCCAUAUGUAGGGCAGUUAGUUGCACUUGUACCUAUACCCUUGACUGUUGGUGAUAGAUAUGGACAAGUUGUCGCAUUCUCCCCUAAAUACGCUGUGACUGUUUGCCAUUUAGUACAAAAUUCAGACCCAAGUGCCAUAGGUGUUGGUUUUGGCUCUCCAUACCAAUAUCUCGUAAAGGUGUUUACAAUCUCCACUAUAAGAUGCCACGAAGAUUUUGCUAUACUAACCAACAGCGUAACCCAGUACGCAAUAAACGAUAUUGCUAUUUUAAAAUUAACAGAACCUUUACCAAAUUGCGACACCAUCCAACCCAUACCACUAUGUAUAUCAGAACCAGCUGAUAACACUGCCCUGAUUACUCUAGGAUGGGGAGCAUUUGUUCAACUGGAUCUACCCGUUCUUGGAACUCGAACCCUAAACUCCCUCAUCCUACUAUCAUCAAACAUGCUAACUUUCAACAAUUCAAUUUAUCAAGGAAUAAUAAAUGAAGGUCAUAUUUGCGCCUUCAGUACAAGUGGUCAAACUCCAUGUGGAGGAGAUUCAGGAGGACCACUGGCGGGUAAAACCCUCUUUGGGCUUACGUCUUUCUCCAUUAGCUGCGGCACAACACAACCCACCGUAUUCACCAACGUUUGUUACUAUGAACCUUGGAUUAAUGCAAAUAUGAUACCAUAGAAUGUUUUAAUUAAAUAAUAAUUACAAUAAAACAGUAUUUUGUACCAACGUUUGUUACUAUGAACCUUGGAUUAAUGCAAAUAUGAUACCAUAGAAUGUUUUAAUUAAAUAAUAAUUACAAUAAAACAGUAUUUU